This is a messenger RNA of Necator americanus (New World hookworm), 1518 nucleotides long. RefSeq lists its product as uncharacterized. The transcript has 10 exons. Gene Ontology annotation, biological process: glutamyl-tRNA aminoacylation. Gene Ontology annotation, molecular function: glutamate-tRNA ligase activity; ATP binding; tRNA binding. NCBI's taxonomy places the organism in Eukaryota, Metazoa, Nematoda, Chromadorea, Rhabditida, Ancylostomatidae. Gene Ontology annotation, cellular component: mitochondrion. The record is from RefSeq and is a predicted model, not a curated record. Bases 1 to 1518 code for a protein of 505 amino acids.
AUGGUACAAUUUCUGUCAAAGAGAAUUCUGCAUUCGGUUGAACAGGUGCGAGUGAGAUUUGCGCCAAGUCCAACUGGACAUCUGCAUCUCGGAGGUCUGAGAACAGCCCUUUACAACUUUUUAUUUGCUCGUCACCACAAAGGACGUUUUAUACUGCGGAUAGAAGACACGGACAAAGCGCGAUUAGUUCCUGGAAGCGCCGAAGAGAUUCAAAGAGUUCUUACUCACUACGGAUUACGGUACGAUGAAGGCCCCUUCGCAGGAGGAUCAUUCGGGCCGUACGUACAGUCUGAGAGAUUGUCUUUCUACCAGGAUGCUGCAGCCAGAUUGAUUGAUUCUGGUGAUGCCUAUCGAUGCUUCUGCUCGGAGGAUCGUUUGGCUCUCUUACGAAAAGAUGCUAUUAGAAGGAACACUACACCCAAAUAUGAUAUGAAGUGCCGAAGUAUUGCCGAAGUGGAAUCCAAAGCACGUGCAGCGGGUGGGGAGCCCUUUGUUGUUCGAUUCAAGUUAGAUAGACAAGACGUCUUUUUCGAGGAUGACGUGUACGGCCAAAUACACCAAUGCAUCGACGAGAGUGAUAUGGUGAUACUCAAAACUGAUGGAUUCCCAACCUAUCACCUUGCUAAUAUAGUAGAUGAUCAAGCCAUGCAAAUUUCUCAUGUCAUUCGCGGAAUGGAGUGGCUGAGCAGUACAGGAAAACACGUGCUUCUGUACAAAGCUUUUGGAUGGCAGCAUCCGAAUUGGCUGCAUCUACCUCUUAUAACACGCGAUAGUAAGAAAAAACUAUCAAAAAGGGAUAAAGAUGCGUUCGUGGACUUUUAUGAAUUGAAGUUAGGAGCGCUUCCACUGGCAGUGUUGAAUCUACUAAUUCGAAAUGGAAGUGGCAUUCGUGACUUUGAUACAACUCAUCUGUACUCUCUUGAAGAAAUGAUCACAUCGUUCGAUGAGAAUGAGAUUGGAAGGCGUAGUCUGCAGCUUGAUCAAGAGUGUCUGGAAAAGUAUGGACGAAUGUCCGUUCGUGCUGCCGAUGUAGACGAUGUGUUGCUCCCCGCCAUCAAGGGUCUGAUUGCACGUGAUCUCCCAUCGGUUGUGGUUCCCAGCGAUGACUACCUUAGAAAGGUUGUUGGUUUCUUGAAACUCAAUGAAGAAGCUUUUGCAUUUCUCUCGUCUCUGACGACGGGAGAUUUCCGAUGGUUUUUAACCAAACCACUAUCGGCGAAACGAGUUUUGUCUAUGUUUGACCAUAGCGCAGCGGUCGAGGCUCUCAACAUUCUGCGAGAUUGUGAUUCCCUGGAACCUGAAUCAAUCAAAAGAAUAUCUGAGAAUAUCGGAUUGCCGUACACCAGUCUCUUCACAUUGGUUCGAGUCACUUUAAUCGACAGCAGUAAAGGACCGCCCAUCAAGGAAUUGGUCUCCUUCUUCGGGAUUAACGAAUGCAAACUACGGUUUCAGCAGAUGAUCGAAUAUCUCCGAUCUGAAUCAGUGCAAUCCUGCACGUCAAUUCGUAGGGACACGUAA